This is a messenger RNA of Trifolium pratense (red clover), 2112 nucleotides long. RefSeq names its product histone-lysine N-methyltransferase, H3 lysine-9 specific SUVH6-like. The record is from RefSeq and is a predicted model, not a curated record. NCBI's taxonomy places the organism in Eukaryota, Viridiplantae, Streptophyta, Magnoliopsida, Fabales, Fabaceae. The coding region runs from base 333 to 1931 and encodes 532 amino acids. The transcript has 2 exons.
GGACCAAGAGAGUAGGAUAUAAAUUUCUUAAUUGUUGAUGAAAUUAAGUAGUAGUGAACAAGUAGAGUUAUUACUUGGUGGUAGCAUAGCAUGCACCACAAACACAACCCAGAUCCAUUCUUCCACAAGCUCCCUCUAAAAGCAUUAUUAAAAAUGUAAAAAUUAGUUAGAGUUUGUACUACAUACAUAAUUACUUUGUUAAUUCCCCACAACUUCUCUAAGCUAUUCAUUCUUCGUCUUCACCCUAAGUUUCAGAUUCAAGCCCGUUUCUUCAAGGGAAGCUUCAGAUUCUCCUCAAAUUCUUCAAUUAAAGUUCAAAAUCACUUUCAGCUAUGCAUGAUGAUGACUCAACGUCCUUGUCAUCCAAUAUCGAUAUAGGUGGUUCUGGUGUUCGUAUGGAAGAGGCUGUAACUAAAAGGUAUCCUCCUCGUAGAGAAGUUGCAGCAGCGAUCAGAGAUUUUCCACGUAUAUUUGGACGCAAUGCUCCCCUUCUUACUACGGACGAGUGUUUAAGGGAGCCCUCUUCUGCGAUCAGAGAUUUUCCACAUUUAUGUGGACCCAAUGCUCCCCUUCUUACUACGGACGAGUGUUUAAGGGAGCUCUCUUCUUUGAAUAAAAAGAGAAUGGGUCAAACUGACGUAAAAGAAGUGGAUAAUAACGAGAGAAAGCUUGCUAACAUCGUUCAAGCUGACUCUGAAGGGAAUGCUACACAAAGAGUUAAGAAGAUGGAUGUAGUUGAACCAUCUUCUGAGAUGAGAUUGGCACUGGAUAACACAAGAGAAAAGAACACUCAACUUUCUGAAAAAUAUAAUCACCAUCAGGUUAACAUAAAUCCAAAGGUAGUGGUUAAAGAGGAAAACACAAACACUGUACAGCUUGAGGGAACAUCAGGCAGAAAAAUAGUGCUAGGUUUUAUUUCUAAAUCAGAAUGUCCUUGGAGAUCUGAUCUCAGUCCCCCCAAAUUUAAACCAGCAUUAAUAGGUGGCCCAGAUGAAAGGAAGGGAAAGAAAGUUGAUUAUUAUGCCCAACUAGACAGGUCUAAAACUGCUGUCAAGACAAAACAUGUACCUAAUCAUUCUGGGCACGUGCAGUUGAAAAAGAAUAAUGGAAAUGCUACUUCUGAUUGCAUGGGUGAAUUAGUAAGACGGGAGAAUAAUUCUCUAGACCCUAAACAUAAAAACUUUAAACGCGUCCCAAAAUCAUAUGGUGUUAAUGUUCCUCCUCUUGGUCGUAGUAAUUUCAGUGGUCAUCAGAAUGACUCAAUGGCCCGAAAUAAAGUGAAGAAUGCAUUGCGCCUGUUCCAAGUUGUUUCUAGAAAGCUUUUGCAGGAAGCGGAAGCAAAAGCAAAGUCAAACGAGAAAGAAAGAAGGAGGUUUGAUUUACAAGCUGCGAAAAUACUUAAGGAGAAAGGGUACUAUGUUAACGAAGGGGAUAAGAUCUUGGGAUCUGUCCCUGGGGUUGAAGUCGGUGAUGAAUUUCAAUAUAGAAUAGAGCUUAAUGUAAUUGGCCUUCAUCGCCAGAUUCAGGGUGGUAUAGAUUAUGUGAAGCAGAAAAAUAAAGUCCUUGCAACUAGUAUUGUUGCGUCAGGGGGCUAUUCUGAUGAAUUAGAUAAUACAGAUGUUUUGAUAUAUACAGGGCAGGGUGGAAAUGUGAUGUGCAGUGAUAAAGACCCAGAAGAUCAGAAGCUUGAAAGGGGCAACCUUGCUCUGAAGAACAGCAGCGAGGAAAAGAAUCCUGUUAGGGUGAUACGGGGUUCGGAAUCAAUGGAUGGGAAAAGCAAGAUAUAUGUUUAUGAUGGACUUUAUAUAGUUGAGUCAUGUUGGCAGGAAAUGGGGUCACAUGGGAAGCUGGUUUAUAAGUUUCGCUUGCGAAGAAUCCCAGGUCAACCAGCCUUGAAGGAACUAAAAAAAUCUAAAAGUAAAUUAAUUUGACUUUUUGUUAUUGUUGCCCAUAGGUUUCCUCCUCCGUAGGUAAUCGUAUUUGAGGAACUGUCGGACACUUCAUGUGGACACAUCUUCCAGUUGAAGUUUAAACUUUAGUUAAGAAGAUGAUAGAAUUAACAGUUAUUGUAGUAAAUUGAGGCGUAAAAUAUUUCAAAGGCAUUGACAGGUA